AUGCUCGACUACAUCACGCGAGUAAAAGAUCUUCGUACCGCGAUCUUAGAUGAGGAACGCCGAGCGGAGGGAUCGACAAAACAGGAAACGGUAAAAAACGUGAAUAAUCUAACAGCGCGAUCAUUCUGCGAGGGCCUACCCCUCACCUAUCGACUUCAGCUCUCAUUGGAACACUAUACCGACCCGUUCGCUGCUUUUUCGCACGCUAAGAGCCUAGCUAAAAGACAAGAACUCGACAACGAACGAUACGACAGCACACGACGCUCCGAGAGACAUUAUGAACGACCCGUCUACAGCACCGGGAGACCCUUAGCACACUCAACUCCGAUCAAAAGCGAUACGCCCCCGGGACGGUUUAACAAUAGGUAUCCCAAUGAUAGGGACUCACCAUACCGUUUCUCAAACCCAGUCGGCAACAGGCAAGGGAACAACUAUAGACCACAGGGAUUAAACCCCCCUCAAAAUGAUAGUUCCCGUGAAAUAGGAAAUCCAGGAAGGACUAAAUUCUGUAGAUACUGUAAAAAGGACGGACACGAGAUAGAUGAGUGCAGGAAGCGCCAAUACAACAACUCUCGGCAGCAAUUGGGAAACGGGACCGCGCCCCUCGGGAAUCUGGAACAACCCCCGAGCGGGAGCCUCACGAGAAGCGUCCCGACAAGUGAGAGCGAUAGCCACGACCAGCGCAGAAACCGAACCUUCCGAAUCGCGGUCCUAAGCCCGAACGACUUUCGGCAUGCACCCACAAUAACAUUAUCCGCUGAAGGCUUAUCAAAAGAUUCUAAAUUCAUGGUGGACACGGGUGCCGCACCAAAUCUCAUCAAGCCAAGUUCCAUCAACAUCAAUUAUCUUGGGCACAGAAUAAACUUGCAUAUGGUAACAGACGACUUCCCUAUAUCACAAAAUGGAAUAUUGGGCUCCGACUUCCUGCAAGACGCAUCAAGAAUAGACUUUUCGGAAAACUUAGUCAUGUGGCAAGGCCACCCGAUUUAUUUCAAUGAUCGAGAAACAGCCGUUGUACCCGCGAGAUCGAAGACAGUUCUCGCACUCCGCGUAAUGAAUAGAGAUGUCAAAACCGGGUACAUGCCACGUAUUCAAGUGCACGACGACUUAUUAAGAUAUUGCAGAGUGUUAUUUCUAGUCAUUACUAUAGUCCACCUCCAAAAUCAGAUGACGCUCCUUUAUCACAAUGUGAUGCAGCAAAAGUGCACACUGGAAAGACAAGUCUUGACUAACACCCUGUCUUUUGCUACUCUGCAACCUGACGAGUUCGCAUACAGGCUCAUGAAUGGACCCGGACAUAUGGCCGUCACCGCCGGAGAAGCCGUUCACGUCAUCAAAUAUAUACCAGUCGAGGUAACCGUCCGAAAGACCGACGAGUGCUACAACGAAUUGCCAAUCACCUUACGGAACGCAUCCUUGUUCCUAACCCCGAAAUCCCGCAUUGUCACCCGCACUGGAAACGAGCGAGAAUGCUCCACCGACUUACCUACUUUAUACCAUAUUGAAAACACCUGGAUCCAAUUCACCCCAAAACCACAAGUCCUACAACUACCCCCACAGCAGAUGAAGCCAUUGACCAAGCUAUCAUGGAACCAAACCUGGCCCCCUGGCCAUAUCAGGAGAGAUACAAAAUUAACAAGUUUCUGUUUUAGUCGCAUCGAAGCAACUUUAAAAGAUAUUCAGCAGAAAAACCAUCCUGCACGAGUAAGAAAACCACCGGGAUGCUUUCCUUUUACUGUGCUCGAGGAGAUUUUCGCUUUUAAUGAUGUCGAUCAACAGACCUACGACAAUGUGGUCAGUCACUUUGUUUAUUUAGGUGGUUUGAAUCCAACCGAUUCCGCAGGACAUUAUUUUAAAUGUGCCUUUGGAAACAACGAAGAUGUAUCUUCACACAUUACUUGGCUGGGCACAAAAUUUCAACGUGCUCUGAAAGGAACCCGCUUUGCUGAAGCAUGUGAAGAUGCAAUGGCACAAAAUCAAAAUUAUCGGAGACCGGACAACAAAGAGUUUGGAGAUGCAAUGAGUCGAGCUCUUAAAAGUACGAAGGAGCGGUGGAGAAAACAUUCCAUUGCAAACGAUAUUAACCGACGACGUCAAAGAGAUCAUACUGACGCUGACGAAGAUGUCCAACCAGCUCGAAGGCCUCGAGUGGAAAAUGCUGGACCUAGCAGAGACUACAAUGAACCUCCACCGGUUGGUUUGAAAGCACUGAUUUUGAAAAUGCUAUCGAUGCUAAGGACUACUCAGAGGUUGAUGAGCAGCCAUACGAGGAACUAUCUCAGGAGGAUCCGAACUAUGAAGAUGUAGAAUAUAUCGAAGAGCCAUUAAGUGAGGAUUAUCAAGGCACCGUUGGACAGGACGAUUACAAUCUGACCGUCAGUGAGAGAAUAUAUGAAAUCGACAGAAAGAAGGUAUUGUAUCAUGUCUUAACAUACCUUCUCCUUCCUUUAUGAUAAAUCAACAUUUAAAAAAAUUUUUUUUGCAAACAAUUAUACAU
Vollenhovia emeryi is the source of this 2497-nucleotide messenger RNA. RefSeq lists its product as uncharacterized. Bases 1 to 2307 code for a protein of 768 amino acids. The record is from RefSeq and is a predicted model, not a curated record. The transcript is spliced from 7 exons. NCBI's taxonomy places the organism in Eukaryota, Metazoa, Arthropoda, Insecta, Hymenoptera, Formicidae.